AUGUAGUCUUUUGAAGCAAAAUUAGCUAAUUUAAAUUGCAGUAUACAUGGUUUAGAGAUAUUAUAUGUAAAUAUUGGUUAGAAUGGAACAAAUAAGAGAGCACUAUGUAAAUAGUGUAGAUGCAAUGAUAUAUAAUUACAUAGAAAUUAUCUUAAUGAGGUGGUUUAGGAUUAUUUUGAGAAAAGAAGGAAGGAAGCUAUAAAGUUAAUAUAAAAAUUAUAGUUUGAAUUCAAUAGAAAAUAUGAAUAAAUUUAGGGGCUACUAGAAAAGAUAAAGGAGAUGUUUGAUAGUAAGAUAAAAGAGUUUUCAGAGAAAGAAUUUUUGAAUGAUUUUUAAGAGAAAUAUUUUGGCUGGGGUAUGUUGAGUUUAAAAGAUGUAGAAGAUUUAGGAAUGAUGUUAUCAAAGGAUGUUGAAUUUUAGGAUGAUUAAGUAACAAUAAAGGAAAUAGAUUUUAAGAGUAAUGAUUUAGAGGAAUGUGUUGAAGUAUUGUAAAUAGUUUUAGGUGAGUUAGAGGAGUUAAAUAUAAAUUAAGAGAAGUUAGUAAAAUUGGAUAUAAGUUUACCAAAAUAUGAGAGGGAAAUAUCUCAAUUAGAUUUAUCAAAGGAUGAGGAUAUGGUUGGAGUAGUGACUUUGAAUUAGGAUGUAGAUAUUUGGAAUUUAUAGACAAUGAAGAAAACUGUAUUGAAAGGACAUGAUGAUAUAAUAAAUGCAAUAAUAUUCAGUAGAUUUAGCAAUAGUUUAAUAACAGGAGGAAGAGAGGGAACAAUAAAAGUUUGGAAAUGUGAAGGGAAAUGGAUAAUUCAUGAUAUUUUAAUAGGACAUGAUGAUUGGAUAACAGCAUUAGCUAUAGGGAAUUAAGAUUNGGUUAAAUUAAUAAAUAUUAUGUAGAGGAUUUGA
Messenger RNA from Paramecium sonneborni, 897 nucleotides. The record is from the annotation of a GenBank genome assembly. Lineage: Eukaryota; Ciliophora; Oligohymenophorea; Peniculida; Parameciidae.